Messenger RNA from Dovyalis caffra, 306 nucleotides. The record is from the annotation of a GenBank genome assembly. Lineage: Eukaryota; Viridiplantae; Streptophyta; Magnoliopsida; Malpighiales; Salicaceae.
AUGAAGGCUUAUUGGUCGCCUACUUCAUUGCAAAAAAAUGAUGUUGUUGUCUACCUUAGACACAACAUUCUGAUAUGGAUGGUGGUAAUUAUCACGCCCACUGUGCUUGAAGUUUGCAAGAAGAAGAGAGUGCACUUUUUCAUGUCAGAUGGCGUUAGCGAAGCAAGAAUUCUACUGGCAGGAAACGUAGCGGCGACAUACUUUCAAAUCAGCUGCCAACAAAUUGUGCAAAGCUAUGGAUGGAACUCACAUGCCUACUUCCCACCACCAUUGAUCAAUGCUCUGAAUCAACAAAAAAUAUUUACG